GACUUAAAAUAUAACUAAAAUAUCUCUGCAGUGGGAUGACGUCACACAAAACACAAUUAAGACUAAAAGAUGUUCCAAUCAAUUGCAGUGUGGUUGCUUCAAACAUACGUUGGUGAAUAUAUUGAAAAUCUUAACACCAACCAACUAUCAAUUGGAUACGAUGGCAUAGAAUUAGAGAACUUGCAUCUAAAAAAAACAGCAUUUAAUAAAGUGAGAUUACCUGUAAAAUUGAUAUCUGGUGUGAUUCGUCGUUUUCACUUGGUCAUUCCAUACAGAAAUCCUAACACACAACCAUGGAUUAUUAAAAUUGAGGGUUUAUCAAUUGUCGCAGAACCAGAUACUGAGAAUUCUUAUGAAAGGGAUGAAGAGAAGAGGCAAGAAUUGAUUAAAGAAAGAAUGCUAGCUGAACUUGAGAUGCAGUGGAAAGCCAGUAUGCAACAUCCGACGAGUGGAGGGUGGUGGAAUCAGUCUUGGUUUUCAUCAUUCUACUCAUCAUUUUCCUCAAAGAUUGUUGAGAAUUUACUCCUUGAAAUCAAAGAUGUUAACAUUCUAUAUCAAAAAACUGAACACGAUACAUUUGGUGUAAAGCUGGGAAGGUUAAAUGUGCAAUCAACUGACGAAAACUGGGUUGAGUCAUUUGGAGAAGAAAACUUGGAAAUGAAAUACAAGUUAUUGAAAUUGAAGGAUUUGACUAUGUAUCACGAUGAUAAAAAAAAUUUAAAAGUUCCAUUUGAAGCUAAACCGAAGGAUGUUUGCUGCCUGUUAGAGCCAGUUCAUGCGGAAGCGAGAGUUAAACGCAAUGCAAAUAAAGUUGCCCUUAGUUUGGAAGAUGGAGCCAGAUUUUAUAUUGAAGUUCUUUUGGAGGAUGUAGCCCUCAACAUAAGUGACAAGCAAUAUAGGAAGAUCUUAGAAAUUGUUGAAGAUGUUAAUCGAUACUAUCAUGGAAUGGAAUAUGCUAAAUGGAAACCAAAAGAAUCCAUCCAUAAUAACCCAAAAUCAUGGUGGAAAUUUGCUUUUAAAUGCAUUGUGGAGCCCAUAAAAAAGCGAAAUGAAAGAGCAACAAGACAGUUUCUCAUUCAAAGAAUAAAGGAUGUGAAUAAAUAUACCACUCUGUAUAAAGAUUACCUCAUAAAUGGUAACAUGAAAAUGGAUAUGAAGGAAACUAUCAAAGAUAUUGAAAGAGAAUGGAAAUAUGAAGAAAUUGUUGCACUUAGAAAAUUUAUAUAUUCCAAGAUCACUACGACUACAAGUGCAAAAAAGUUGGUUGCAGAACAGUCUGUUGGUGGAACUACUUGGACUGAGUGGGCUUUAAGUUUUAAUCCAUUAUCAUCAUCACAAGCUAAGGAAAAUCAAAAUGUAGAUGCUCCAGAUUUGACAGUUACAAAUGAGGAGAGAAAGUUUUUGGAGGAGCUAUCUGAGCAUAGUGAAGAUGGAUCGCUUUUUAAUUCAGAUGUAAUGCUUGCACGUUUGAAUUUUGCUUUGGAAAGUGGAUCACUUGUGCUAAAAAGCGAAGCAAGGCAACAUGAUAUACUUAGUCUUCAGUUCAACAAAUUAAACUUCAUAUCAGAACUCUGUCCUAAGUCAAAAAGUUGGGAAUGGACUAUGCAUUUAUCUUCGCUUGUGGUGAAAAAUUCUGAUGAGAAUGGUUCAAUAUUUCCGAAUAUUUUUGGCCCUCAAACAGGUGUUUCUAGUGAUGGAAAUACAGAGUCAAAGUUUCUGUCCAUAAAGUUGGGGCAGACAGAGUUUACUAAAGCUACAGCUUAUAAACUUGAUGUGAAACUGGAACCAUCAAGUAUUGUAUAUAAUCAAUCUGUUCUGGGUAAUGUGAGAGAAUUCUUUUCCAAUCAAGAAAAGUCGCGAUUUAACCAAAAAUUGAAAAAUGACAAAUUCCAGGAAGCUAUAAAAAGUCAGAUUGAAGCCUUAAAACAUGCCACUAAAGCCGAACUAGCUAAUGUGUUGGAAACACUAAUGAAAGGUUGUUGCCAGGAAGAGGAUGAGUGGAGUGUUGAAUUAGACAUAGCAGCCCCACAAUUGAUAAUCCCAAUCAGUGUUAAUGAAGAUGUUGUUGCUGAAAACAUUAAGAAAAAAAUGAUCAUAUUCAAUCUCGGAAGAAUGACCUUUUGCAAUACACUAGCAAGGAAAUCCAAUCUUAUUGCCGAUCCUGUCGAUGUGGAAGAAAAUGAUAAUGAUGAUGAAUUUAUCACACCAUCUUCAACUCCACCACAAAACGAGGUUGAUGAAGUAAAUUUUGAUCUUCCAGAAGAAGAAAUUGACAAACGAUUGUAUGAUAGUUAUGCACUUGAUUUAAGUAAUGUCCAAAUUCUUAUUUGCAACUUUGGAGACAACUGGAUUACAUCUCAAGCUAAAGGAUUUGGACCAAGCCAUGUUGUUGAUCAGUUUUCUGUAUGUUUUAUAUUAAAAAGACGCAUAAUAUUUACUGCAGAUCUUGAAUAUCCAGCUCUUACAUUGUCUGGUGUUUUACCACUAUUGCUUGUCCACAUUGACGAAAAUAAGUUACAAGCACUUUUCAAUUGCAUGAGUAUGUUCGCAUAUGAUGAUGGAAAACUACCUUCAGACAGUGAUGAGAAAAUGUCUAUGUAUGUUAAUCAAGAUUUCAGCAGAAAACGAGAUAAAACAGAUAUGUUUCUUGCGAAUGAUAUUCAAGACUUGUUAUUAGAAUCCAAACUUCUGUUGGCAAAAUUUACAUUUGAAAAGUUGUCACUAGGUUUACAUAGUCGAGGGAGGUGUUUUUCCGAAUUGCAGGUAGAAGGUGUGGAAUGCGAAUUAACAAAAAGGCCAUAUGAUAUUUCUGUCUCUUUUAUACUUUCUUCAUUACGACUUAUUGAUGCUGUUCAAACAUUCGGAGCUGAUUAUGAAUUACUUGUCAGUUCGAAGCCUCCGGGAAUUGCGGAAAAAGACGUUUUAAUUCACAUCUGCUAUCAGAAGAUAAAUGCUGACUGUCCUUCUCUUGGGAAUGCGGAAUGUUUUCCUGUGCAAAUACUGGUUGUUCACUUCAAUACACUGUAUAUUAAUGGCAACUUGGAGACUUUAGUUGAGCUGAGUAAUGUACUUCGUCAAUUGAAACCCAAAGGUAAAUUUGUCAAGCAACAGAAAUCUCUGGAUACAACCAACAAGAUGAUUGAAACUCCUAAGGAAUUGCAAAACUCCAAGAUAGAUAUAUCAGCCAGUUUUAAGAAGAUUGAUAUACUGCUUUUGCGAAAAAUUAUAUGUGCUGCAAACUUGCCACAAAAUGUUGCUAUGGUAUCCCUUGGUCAGUUGGAGUUGGAAGCCUCUGUUGGAAAGGAGCAGCUGAUCUCUGGUAGUAUAGGAAAUAUUUCAGUCACUGACGUUUCACCAAAUCAGCUAGCUUAUAAGUCUAUACUCAGUGUUGGCAAUUUGGACAAUGUAUUUCAACCUCAGAGUUUUGUUGAUCCUAUAAAAGCUUUCACUUUUCAAUUGAGUUAUAGUCCAGCAAAGGAUAAAGAAAACCUAUCAAUUCACAUGGCAUCAGCAUACUAUAUACACAACCCACACUUUUUAAAAGAAAUUGUUCUAUAUGCAGGUGAUUACAAACAGUAUGCUCUUAAUUUAGCAAGAUCUCUGCAGAAUACAGCUACUGACAUGGCCAAAAGCAUGGUGUCCGCGAAGAAAGAUACAGGCACAGAUGUAUUGCCAUCAACAGAAAUCUUUCAUAAUUCACCUGUUCAUAAAGGAAGUAUGAAGGACAAUAAUAGAUUCCUUUUUGACUGUUUUAUUGAAAGCCCAGUUGUCGUUUUUCCAAAGGAUGAAAAAGCCAAGGAUUUAAUUGUCGCUCAUUUGGGGAAAAUUAGCAUCAAAAAUAUGUUUAUAUUAGAUAGUUCUUCAAAAUGUGAUCAAAUAGAUCGUCUCAUUAUUGAGAUUGAGAAAAUGAACUUAUUGGUAGUCAACUUAAACUCGACAGAAAUAUCUGGAUCGCUUACCCACCAAAAUCAAAUCAAUGAUAUUCUAAAAAUGGGGCAAAGAAUAGCUAUCCUUGACAACACUGAUAUACACUUACAAAUCGAUAAAUUGCAGAAUGAAAGACUGCAGCUUGAAGUUUUUUUUAAUAAGGCUGUAAAAAUUUUUUUAUCUGUUGAUAUAUACCGCAAGAUUUUAGGUGUGGUUGAUUUUGCAUCCAAAACAAGCGAAGAAUCAAACUUGGUCCCAAUGACACCAAAGCAUAGUUGUUCCAUGGACCAAGAAAUCUGGGAAAGACCAGAAAAUGAUAUUGCCACCAAAGCUGUUCAAAGUUUAAAGAUAGUAGCUGAACUACAAAUACCGAUGUUGGAGUUGGCUUUGCAUGGUGAGCUAAAUGGAGUAUCACAUGGUUUUGUUGUAAUCUUAUUUGAAGACUUUCGAUUGAGAUAUGGCAAAAUAGAACCUUCUCGUACAACAUAUAAUAUAUCACUUCAGGAUUUUCUGAUUAAAGAUUUGCUUCACAAAAGAAAUGACCAAUAUAAGUUUCUGAUUUCUUCUUUAAAGAAGAAAUCUAAAGAAUUGUUUUCCACUGAUCGACCCUGCUCAUCUUGUCCUGAACAUGAGGAUUUCACGAGUACGGAAGUGCUUUCUAAGUCUCUCCCAGUUCUUUCACAGUCAUAUCAACCAAAUAACCUUAUUACUGAAAAAAGCCGCCUACAUAGGAAUGGUAGUCCAGCAAAGCAGCAACUUGUAUCUGUUGAAGUGACACUUGACACAAGUGAAAGCGAAAACCAAGAGGCACGAAAAAAGAUUGAUGUCACUGUCAGCACAAUUGAUGUUGUGAUAAAUUUACAGACAUGGGUUAUAUUGCUGGAAUUUCUGGGUGUUGGCACUCAAAAACCUAAUCUAUCACCAAGUAUGGUUUCUGCAAAUAACAUGACUAAAAGUUUUGAUGUUUCUGACUUGCAUCCGUCUGAAUCAGUGGAGACUGAUAUAAGUUUGGUGGUUCAAAACAUUACGUUUUAUCUAAAUAAAGAGUCAUACCCGUUGGCUAAAGCAUGUUUAUCUGAGCUUCACUUAAACGUGACUCUUGAUGGUGAAAACCAAGAUGUUGGUGGAAGCAUUGGUUUUAUUGAACUUAUGGACAUAUCACCUUACUGUGGCAAUUACACCAAGAGGUUGGUCACAUUGGGAACAAAGGCAUUUAAUUUUUCCUUUUAUCGUUUUGGACCUGCUGAUCCAGAGUUAUUGCGGCAGUAUGACAUGGAUUUGACAUUGUCUUUAUCAGUAAUUCAAUAUGUGCAUUCACAACGAUUUUUGAGUGAAAUCAUUGCAUUUGGUCAACAUUUUAUUUUCUUACAAGAAGUGCUGGGAAGAAUGAGAGCAGCAGGAGCUGGUGACGAAGUUUUAGCUACAGUUAACAGAGCAGCAAGGUUAAGCUUGAAGGUGAAUGCCGAUGCACCAAUUCUGCUUUUACCACGUAACUCCAACUCGAAGGAUUUGUUGAUUGCUAAUUUAGGAAAAUUAAGCAUAAAUAAUCAGUUCCUACUUGCAGAUGACCCAAACACGAAUGCUUUAAAAUUUAACGCCAGUAGAUCAAGAAACAACGAAAUUACAGACUCAUGCGAAGGUUCUGUCCGCUUACUUGAUUGCAUAAACAUCCAGCUAUCAGAUAUGAGAGUCUUCAGCGCAUUAGCAGUAACCGAGGCUUUAAAUGAAAUGUCCUAUAUUGAGCAAGGGGACGAGAUGAUGACCAAGACUUGUACAUUGGAUCUGAGAAUAGAACGAAACCUGGAAUGGGCUUUUGGCAGACAAGUUCCUGAUAUAUCAAUUUCCGGUAGUUUAUCUUCGGUGAACCUUGCAUUGGAUCUCUCACAGCAUUCGUUAAUUAUGGGAAUGUUAGGUGAAAAUCUUGGUGAACAGGUGGAUGCUUUUACUGCACCAUCGUCUGUUUUAGUAGAUCCACUUGUGAUGCCUUCUCCGUCAAAGCGUGUGUGGACCACACUACAUUUAAAACUUCAUCUCUCAAAUGUUUCUAUUGAGACAUCGCCUUGUUUUUCAUUUGGUGACAUCCCUUCUUAUACAAAACCGCCUUGUUCACUGGCAAGGUUCGAUUUCUUGAAGUCUAAUUUUAUCUAUGAAUCAUUCUCUGAUGGAUCGAAAUCAAUUGAUCUUGUUUCUACUGAUGUUUUACUUCAUGACACCCGUCAAAAUGUUAACUUGGGUGUGCUGGUACCAUCAAAAAGGGGAGGACACAAAAACUUUCUGCAAUUCGAAGUGCAUUACCUCGACACAAAGGAGAAAUCAUUACUCACUUUUCUUUGUAAUCAAAGCAGGAUUAUUUUAAAGUUCGACUUCUUGUUGAAAGUAUUUCACUUUAUAACGAGAAAGGAGGAAAAUGACUACCGAGCUGUGUGCAAUUUUGGAAAGCCUGAAACGGGAAAAGAUAAAGAAUGUGUACAACAAGACGUUUCUCCUGGGGUGUUAAUCAAGACGUCGGUCUCUGAGACGGAGAGCCAGCCGAGUAAAAGAUUCGAGAUGAAGGUUAAUGUUACUGAAUCCGAACUGGUUGUUGCUGAAAAUAUUGAAGAUGCUGACACUUCGACUGUUGUGUUAAAAACGACUGCAGUCUUUGCCUACCGACCCGAUGCGUUAUCGCAAAAGCUCAUCACAUGCAGUUUUGAGAACUUAGAAGUAUUUUCCUGUCAACUAAGUCAACCAGAAGAAUCAGCAUUAUCUAUUGUCGAUCCUGUUUCUUUUUUGAUUGAGUUAAAUUCUCAUAGAGCAUUUAAAAGAUGUGUAACAGGUUUUUAUCGCGCUGUGAAAAAGAAAACAACCUUAGAGGUUCAGCUGCAAGCACCAGUUAAUAUACGCGUGUCUUAUCACGAUGUCGAGAUAUUCAGACGGAUACUGAAUAGCGCACGUAGUCAAAUUCAAAAUGCUCUGCAAGGUGAAAGUCAGUCUGCGGGGGUUGACAAUGAUAUAAAGUUGAACAAACCAGCUGAAUCAACAGUGAGAAGUUCAUUCAAUGAAAAAGACAUCACUACAGUCCAACUCAACAAAAAACAAAGCGACUCUACACUGUGUGUUGAAGUGAAAGCCAACUCCAUUUCCGUGACACUUAUCGAUGACGCUGGUAAUAACGAUGUACCGCUGCUAGACGUGUUGAUUAAUAAUAUGCUUCUCCGUCACGAUGAAGAAUUUAAUGGCGUUGCCAAAUGUCAGUUGGAUGUCAGUUAUUAUAAUACCAGAGUGUCUGCAUGGGAACCUUUUAUGGAGGAGUGGAAAUUUAAUGUCCAUUGGUCGAAACACAAGAAUAAUAACAACUUAGUUUUCAAGAUAGAUGCUUCCGAACGUCUGGAGAUGAACGUGACUUCAGCGCUUGUCGACAUUUCAAAAAGAACGGCUGCUUUAUGGUCAUCUCGUUUUUUUAAUAAUGAAUUGUUCAAAGAGGAGAAGCGAGCCCCUUUUCUGCCAUUUCUUCUAAGAAACAAAACCGGUUGCAAGCUUGCAUUUCAUACACUUGCCAAAUCUCUCACGAAGAUCAGUAAAAUGACGACAUCAAAACAAAAAAGUGAUACGACAGUACGUAAGCACGAAUUUGAACUGAAAACUGGUGAAGAAGUUGCUUUUUCAUUCGAAGCCAGGACAAAACAACGUCACCAGGCAUCACACGAUCUGUUAGUGCGACAAAUUGUGGUACAAAUAGCUGGUUCGUUUCCAAUCAAGCCCCUAACUGUUGACAGAGUGGGAAAAUUUUUUAGAAUUGUGUCACCUUUGUCAGGCAGUAGAGAGUUGGAAGGAAUGAAUGUUCUCUUCGAUGUUACAUUGGAAGGCGCUCGAAAAGUUGUAACAGUCACAUCCGCAUUGUCCGUGCGCAAUAAUCUAUCGUUUCCUAUUGAUCUCGUUGGCGUUUUAAACGAAAAGACUUUUAACCUAAGCACGAUUCAAGUUAACGAAACAUAUUUCGUUCCUUUGCCAAUGAUCCUGAGCACGCUUUAUUGUCGACCGUUAAAAGCUAAAGCUAGUUACUGUUUUUGCAAAAAAGAUUUGAAUUGGAGGGACGUCGCUCGUCAUGAAACAAGAGGCAUCAAUCUCUUGAGUUCUACCGACGGUGAAAAAAGUGAUGUUUUAAGGUUUUCUUCAUUGAUAAAAUCAAUUGAUUUACCAAGAGAUACACUAAUGACAAACCACUCGAUAAACCAGCCAGAACAUUCCAUAAGUCUUGUUCACACUGUGUUGUUACAAAAUCUCUUACCAUUUGAUCUGUUUUAUUUAAUACAAGGACGAACCAUUAAAGAGAUGGUGAAGCCUGCAGAGAAUGUACCUCUGCAUUGUGAUACUCCUAAUUCUUCGUUUGAGAUUGGAUUUUCGUUUGAAAACUUCCCUGGUUACGAUACGAUCAGGAUAUUUAACGAUGGUAGUAACUAUAUCCUCCCGUCUCGCGUGUACGACAUCAACCAUCGCCUGCUCAUUUUGAACACAAUGGUAGCGUGCAACUGUGGAACGUUGCAGGUAUCUGUGUUUGCGCCAUAUUGGAUCAUUAACAAAACAGGCCUUCCCGUUGUUUUCAAACGCGAAGAUGACCCUGAAGAAAUAGCUGGUCAGUUCGAAGAGCACGAGGAAGCUAGAAGCCUUACCCCGCUUCCCUUUUCCUAUCUCAGUAGUGAGCAUUCAUUUCACUGUCAAAUGAGAGUUGGGCGCCAUUUUCAAGGAAACCAAGGUAUGGUUCCCUUGUUGUCGAAACCAUUUUCCUUGGAAAAAGAAAUGCAGAAUCGAACUUUGUAUGUCAGAGAACGCAAAGGCCGACUUGAGCGCAAUUAUGACGUUGCUAUUAUUACAAACUGGGGCAAGGGAGCGUUUUCAAAAACACGAGUUGUGGUUAUUGUACCAAGAUAUCAAAUUGACAAUCAAUAUUAUAGACCAAUUGUUGUUGCUCAAAGACAGAUGGUCCAAGACACAGAGGCUAACAACCCAGCAAGUUUUUUGCUUUGUGAUCCAAACACGGUCUCUAACUUCCACUGGUCCCACUGCGGUUACGAUCAAAUAUUAUGUGUUCGCUUGAACGAUAGCGCAACACUGUGGUCUGGCGGAUUUCGUUUAGAUUGUGAAACAACGUAUCAUUUAAAUCUUCGAUCUACUGGAAAGGCUGAAGAUGUAUUUAUCCGUGUCCACAUUACGUUUCAUGCGGGUACAUUCUGUUGUACUUUAUCAGAUGCAGCAUGCUUUCCACCACCAUUCAGAAUUGUCAAUCUUUCUGAUGUCAAAAUCUUUUACUGGCAAGAUAAUAUUCCUGGUACGCAAAUGCGUAAUUGCAUAAAACCCAAGGAAAGAAAGAAUUACGUUCUUGAUCAACCGUUAUUGCCGGCCAAACUAAAUGUUAGCGUGUUCCAGGAGAGCACUCAAUGCUAUGAUUUGAAGAAGAAUGGUCAGCUGUCGAAACUGUAUUACCAUAAUGCUAUUUACAUCACAUUUCUGCAUACGUUUUAUGGGUUUUCUUGUGGCAAGCAUAGUGGCAGUGCGAACACUGAUCACCAGCUUGUCUUUGAUGUAGUAGACGAUCGACAUGUUGUGCUGGCGCGGAAAUGUGAACACAAGAUUAGUCAAUUGUGGAGGAUGAACGCUGACGGAAAUCUCGUUCACUUCUGUACUACUUCUUAUAAAAACCCUAGAAAGACGAGUGGAGGUAACACCCUUGUUCUAGAUAUCGAUGAUAAUUCAUUUGUAAGUGAGAGACCUGCUUAUGAGCUUGUCCUUAAAAACAUCUCAUCGCAGCGUAGCAGGACACAGACAUGGUAUUUUUCAUCGAAUGUUCUUAAAUGUGAUCUUGAAAACUUUGCAGUGGAUUUUAUCCAGAAAGGGGACCGCCAAAUCCCUGUACUAGCAAAAAUAGCAGUAAAUGAACCUGUUGUUUCUUUGAACAGCUGUAUUUCCCGACAGAAAAUGAGGCCUGGAUCGGGUGUUUUGUCUACGCGAAUAUUCUCGAAGGGUCCGACGCAAGUGUUGGAGAUAUCUGAUGCACACCAAGAUGUUCCAUCAGGAGGUUGGGUAUUUGUUGAUUCACUAACUUCACCAGUUACUACAUCUGCUCGCGAAUAUUCUGUUGACCGAAACCCAUCUACUGAGAUAUCCAUCUCACUAGCUGCUGGAAUCGGUGUUUCAUUAAUCAAUUUGGUUCCUGAAGAAGUUUUGUUUGGAACCUUCUCUUUAAUAGAUUGUCACCUGACCUUCAAUAAUUUCUCUUAUGACAUGGAGAUGCAGAUCGGGUCUAUUCAGCUCGAUAAUCAACUUUACACCAGCCAAGUCCCAGUUUCGUUGUUCGCGUCGCCACAAAGUUCGAGGACUGGAAGUAAUUCAGCAGACUUCCACAUUUACGUGAAUGCAGAAAAUGAUACACUGUUUAACUUACUUGUGUUUAAGAACUUGACUUUGGACAUUUGCAAGCUUCACGUGAUGUUGGAAGAUCGCUUAUUAUUGAAAGUCAUACAAGUUGUUCAAAGCUUGAUGCUAGACAGUGAGGCCACGGAGCAAGAAGUUUCUUCUAGUAUAUUUGAUAGCCAAAGAGUUUCGCAUGAAAAGCAAAAUUUAAAAAACAAUAUAUUUUUUGAAGAUGUGAUUGUGACGCAAGGUGAUAUUACUAUGAGUCUAGUAGCGACUGGCAAAUUGGAAGAAGACUUGUUGAAUCUCAAAAGACAAUUAGCUAUUCCGUUAAUAAGUUUCGAAUCAGCAGUGAUUGGUUUUGAAGGUUUUCAAAGAAAUAACGUGCUGGAGACAUCUUCCAUGUUGUUCCAACACGUCCUGCAUCAUUACAAGGCUAGUUUCGUCAACCAGGCUGCUGUUCUGUUGGGCUCACUUGACCUUCUUGGUAAUCCAAUGGGCCUUAUUCAAGACUUCUCAUCUGGAGUUGAAGGGCUUGUCAAGAAAGGAAACAUUGGUGGGCUUUUCGUUAAUGUCGCGCAUGGAUUUUCGAACAGUGCUGCAAAGAUGACUGGAGUUAUUGCAGAUGGAUUGUGGUCUGCUUCUAUGGAUAGCAAGUUUCAUGAAUCACGUGAUUCGAUGCGUGUUGCACGUGCUAGUAGCAGCUCUUCCCACAUAUCUGCUGGAUUAAAGGGGCUCGGUAUGGGAGUGAUCGGUGGACUGACAAGCAUGGUGACUCAACCAAUUGAAGGAGCUGCGAAAAAAGGUGUUUCGGGUUUUUUCUCAGGGCUGGGCAAGGGAUUAGUAGGAACAAUUACCAAACCAGUGGCUGGUGUGUUAGAUCUUGCGUCCGGCACAGCUGCUGCAGUUCGAGUUACGACAGAGACAGCUGCGCCGGUACCGAAUCCAGUCCGCUUAAAACGCAAUUGCUACGAUUCACGAGGGGUGCUAGGAAAGUAUAAUAAAGCCGCGUCUGAAGGUCAAGAGAUCUUAUUGAGUUUUAACGACGGUGACGUGACAGAAAAGUACAUCCUAGUAGAGCAAGUGAGACAGAGUACGGACAAGCUAAAAGCUAUACUUACCAACAGGGGAAUAUACUUUGUUAAAUCAGGACCACCGUGUCCAGAAAAUAUAAUUUUACAUGUUGAAUAUGCACGAUUUUCGAGUUCGAGUUAUUAUUACGAAGGUGGCAAGCAUUCUAUUGAAAUCUACUUCACACGGCAACGAAAUGUUGCGGAAAACUGUGACGACCGAACUGUUGUCAGAUGUGAGAACGAACGGGUUGCUCAUAAAGUAAGCCAGAAAAUGAAUUAUUUGAAAAGUUUGCACGAGGAAAGUAUGUUUUCUUUGCACAACAUGAAAACUUGAACUAAUCCUCUACCGCGCAACAAUCAAAUACAUCUUCGAUACGAACGCAGUUGUGUAUUUUUUACAUUUUUCUAUCCGCGAUGGACAAAUCAUUAGCUUUCUAAAUUUUCUGUUUUGGUAUUUUUUAUGGAAGCAUGAGCGAAAUAAUAUUUAUAAUAUGUUUAGUUAAAUUACGGACCACGCAACAGCAUGAGCGAAAGCAUAUUUUAAACUUCGUGUAAAAAGCAAGUUACUGCUCUUUCAAAAAAUUGGUACCGUAUCUCUAUUAGACACCACAUUGGAGGUGGGCGGCUGUAUGUAAACAAUCAAUUAUCUCUCUGUUAAAUGUCACCUUUGCAGAAUUUAAGAGGGCGGUAGUAGUUUAUUAUAAGUUCUCAUAAACGAAUAGUGGAAUUUUCCAAGUGGCAAACAUAAUUAAUUUGCUAUUUUUGUUGGUAAAAAAUUUACACCGUGAGCAUUUUGGAUUUAUAUUGAAGAUUUAUGUUUAUAUAUUCGAAAGCAAUUCAAUAUUAUGGAGUUUCUUUCUUUUAAAACAACCAGAAAUAUAGUGUAUUUUAGAAUCUUUGUCUAUGGCCUGUAAAGUUUGUACUUAUCCGUAAAAAAUAUGAUUUAUUUUCUUUUUAAGAUUAAAUUUACAAAAAAUAGUUUGUUUUUUUUUGUUGGAAAAAAAAUUCCGUGGAAUGUAAAGUAAGUUUACACGUGGCUGACUGCUUCUGUUUUUUCGUUGUUUCGUGAUGUUUCGUUGUUCCGUUGUGAUGUUUCGCUGUGAUGUUGUGAUGUUGAAGUUGCAUAACAUGGGACAAAGUUGACCAAACUGUUUGAUGGUUUUAUUUUAAUGUUUUGCGCUGAAAACUUUCAAAUUUUUUUUCUCACGACUAAAAUGUUAAAUACACAUCAUUACCUUCAAUUACCUUGACAGUUACAAGUUGUGAAUUAAUGAACAGGAAGUUGACGUCACAUGCAAUUACCUGAACGGAUGGCAGCCUACACACGGAAAGUUCAUUAAGUCAGUUUUUAUCUGACUAGUUUAUUUUGUGACAAAUUGAUUUUAGUCGACGUUGAUUCGUUUUUUCGUAUCGAUCGUUUUUCAACAGUAAAAAAAAAUGUUAAGAAGACCUCGCGCUAACACUGACAUGCCGGUCAGCUUUAAAUCAUGUCAAAACUCAAUGUGUGACAACAGUGAGAGUUUGUCAAUGCCAGACCGAGUUAAAAUGAAUUUAAUGAGAAGCAGUAGUGUGGGAGCAGUGAAAAAAUCGUAUCUUACACGAAGUAUCAGCAAUAGAAGAUACAAGAAUUUAAAUGACACGACAACAAACAUAAAUGCAGGCUGGAUGUUUGUGGACCGAUGUAGAAACAUCAUGAAAUAUAAACCAACCACACCUGAAAAUUUCCUAAAAAGAAAUACUGGGGAGGCUUACCUAUUUAGUAUGGACACAAGUACCAUAGACAACAAAGACACGGAAUCAAAAAUAAACGAUUAUAAACAGAGACCGAGAAGGAACGCUAUAUUCGAAUUAACUUGCGAGGAGAGAAUUGGUUUACCUUUACUACUAAAGUAUCAUAUACAAUUUAAAACAAUUCAAAAUUAUGGAAUACUUUAAAACAACUUUUCUUCUUAUCUAUUUAUUUAUUAUUUAUUUAUUAGAAUUUGUAGUUAGUGUAAUUGUAUGUAAUAAUAAUUAUUUUUCUUACGAAUAAAAUGUUUACAAAUCUUUAA
Hydractinia symbiolongicarpus is the source of this 13438-nucleotide messenger RNA. RefSeq names its product intermembrane lipid transfer protein VPS13D-like. The transcript has 55 exons. The record is from RefSeq and is a predicted model, not a curated record. NCBI's taxonomy places the organism in Eukaryota, Metazoa, Cnidaria, Hydrozoa, Anthoathecata, Hydractiniidae. Bases 70 to 11721 code for a protein of 3883 amino acids. Gene Ontology annotation, cellular component: extrinsic component of membrane. Gene Ontology annotation, biological process: protein retention in Golgi apparatus; mitochondrion organization; protein targeting to vacuole.